UUUGUUUCAUUGAUACUAAUAACCCCAAAAUUUUACAAGUGAAAAAACUGAUGAGAUGCAGAUAAAGAUGUUGGUCCUGCAACUAUCUAUGGAUUGAAUGCUGAAAAGUUUAACCUCUGUGUGAGCAAGCAAUAUCGGGGAAGGUGAAACUUGUUUCAGUUCUAUUGUCUUGCAAACUAGAUUCAGUCAGCGCCAGGUUUUGACUUUAUACAAAAUGAACCAAUUCUUAGAAGGUCAUUUUUUACCACAAAAGAGCAAAACUGGGUUUUUUGCUCUUUUGGAAAGCUACAAUGCAUGCUGUCUUGUGGAGCAUUUGGGAAGAGAGAAAUAGAAAAAUGUUUGAUAACAAAAUCUUCUCCUUGGGAUGUUCUCAAAAACAGGGUUUGUGUUUUCUGUUUUCUUGGAUGAGCGCACAUAAGACCUUUGAAGGAGUAAGAUUUGGCAACCUGAGUAGAUGCUGGCAGGAUUAUUUGUUUACCUCCCCUGCGGAUUUCUCCUCUUAUACUCUUCCUUCCAGAUAGGCUAGUUAUUUUGUCCUUCAAUUUGAUGGUAACUUCAAGAGGAAGUCAUUCUCUCAGCCAGCUGCUGCUAUUGGUGGGAUAUUCUACAGUUCUAGAGGGGAUUUUUGCUUGGAUUUUAGUGGCCCGAUUACAGCUGAGGAUGCUUCGGAAGCUUGAAAUUCAUGCCCUCCUUCAAGGAUUAAGACUUGCAAAGGUUCUCCAUUUCAGUUCACUUACAGUGGAAGACAUGGCAGCAAAGCAGAUGGAAGAGAUACAGAGGAAAUUAGCAAUGCUGAACUACCCAAGAGCAAAUGCUCCUGCACAGUCUCUCCUUUUUGCUGGCAUGGAGAGAUACGCUCUCCUUGAAUGGCUCUUUUUCAGGCUCUUAGGUGAUAAGUCACCUUUCUCACAGCAAAGUUCACAAGGAGAUGGCAUGGAUCGUGAUGAAGAAACAGGUCGGAUCCAAUAUUUGGCUGAGAUCGCAAAAUUUUUGGGUAUUACAACUACCAUAGACACAGAAGCCAUUCAAGGACGGGGUAGCUAUGAAGAUCGCUGUGAAAUGCUUCGCCUUAUUGUAGAUCUUGUGGAAGCAAGUUGCUAUGCUGAUAAUCCAGAAUGGAGUGUUGAUGAGCAAGUGGCAAAGGACAUACAAUUAGUAGAUGCCAUUGCUGAGAAACAGGCCCAAAUUUUCUCUGAGGAAUGCAAACUAUUUCCUGCAGAUGUGCAAAUUCAAUCAAUAUUUCAGCCGCCAGAUGUUUCUGAACUGGAGUUAAACCUUUCAGAACAAUCAAAGAAGCUGUUGAAUCUUCAACAGAUGGUCGAUGAUUUGGCAUCAAAGCAUGCUUACAACCCAGAUGAGGACUAUGCAGAGGUGGAGUCAAAACUUCGUGCUCAUUUGGAAUCCUUUCUAGAAACUGCAAGAUCGUUCAAUUUAAUUUACACCAAGGAAAUUCGUCCUUGGACACACAUGAUGGAGGUACCACAGUUGCAUGGGUUUGGGCCAGCUGCCAACCGCUUGUUAGAAGCUUAUAAAAUGCUUUUAAAGUUCCUGUCAAACCUGAGGAACCUUCGAGAUUCACAUGCGGCGUUGGCCAUUGGAUCUUCUGACUCAGCAACAAAUGAGCCUUCUUCUGUCACAAGAAUAAUUGCUGAGUGCGAGUCUGCGUUAACAUUUCUGAAUCGUGAUCUUGGGAUCCUUUCGGCUUCUGUUGCUCGAGAGCGAGGUGAGGAAGCCCCACUGAGAUGAUUGUGAUGUUCUUGGAACACAAGAGAGAACGUUUAGUUUGUGAAUGAUUGAAUGCGAAUGUUGAUUGUUUGCUCAGUUAACCAUGAGCUAUCAUACUGAAAUUUCUGUUGGCUCAAGGAACAAAGGUAGAUUGUUAUGAAGAGCUUACUUUAAGUGGGGGAUCUUUCUAGA
Molecule: messenger RNA, 1917 nt
Organism: Nelumbo nucifera (sacred lotus)
Lineage: Eukaryota; Viridiplantae; Streptophyta; Magnoliopsida; Proteales; Nelumbonaceae
Gene: AUG7
Product: nuclear matrix protein
Biological process (GO): spindle assembly; microtubule organizing center organization
Cellular component (GO): HAUS complex
Molecular function (GO): microtubule minus-end binding
Source: RefSeq, a predicted model, not a curated record